UGGGCCUGCCGCGUCGCGCGUCCUCUGCUCUGGGCUCGAGUCAUCGGGCCACGCGCGAUGGGCCCCCGCAGCCCUGUGGCCGCGUUGCUGGCGCUCCUGUGUGCGGGGUGCGCGCUGCUGCCACCCGGGCGCGCACAGUACGAGCGCUACAGCUUCCGCAGCUUCCCGCGGGACGAGCUGAUGCCGCUCGAGUCGGCCUACCGCCACGCGCUCGACCAGUACAGCGGCGAGCACUGGGCCGAGAGCGUAGGCUAUCUGGAGGUGAGCCUGCGGCUACACCGUCUGCUGCGCGACAGCGAGGCCUUUUGCCACCGCAACUGCAGCACGGCCACGCCCGCGGCCGCCGGCCCCUCCAGCCAUGCUGAGUUGCGCCUCUUUGGCAGCUUGCUGCGCCGCGCGCAAUGUCUCAAGCGCUGCAAGCAGGGCCUGCCCGCCUUUCGCCAGUCGCAGCCUAGCCGCGCGGUGCUGGCCGACUUUCAGCAGCGCGAGCCGUACAAGUUUCUGCAGUUCGCCUACUUCAAGGCCAACGACCUCCCGAAGGCUGUCGCCGCAGCUCACACCUAUCUUCUGAAGCACCCUGACGACGAGAUGAUGAAGAGGAACAUGGCAUAUUACAGGAGCUUGCCUGGAGCUGAGGACUACAUUAAAGACUUGGAAACCAAGUCCUAUGAGAGCCUGUUUGUCCGUGCGGUGCGGGCCUACAAUGGGGAGAACUGGAGGACAUCCAUUACGGACAUGGAGCUGGCACUUCCUGAUUUCUUCAAGGCCUAUUACGAAUGCCUGGCUGCCUGCGAGGGCUCCAGGGAGAUCAAAGACUUCAAGGAUUUCUACCUGUCUGUAGCAGAUCAUUAUAUAGAAGUUCUGGAGUGCAAGAUUCAAUGUGAGGAGACCCUCACUCCUGUCAUAGGAGGCUAUCCUGUGGAAAAAUUCGUGGCUACCAUGUACCACUAUUUGCAGUUUGCUUACUAUAAGCUGAGCGAUCUGAAGAACGCGGCCCCCUGUGCCGUCAGCUACCUGCUCUUCGACCAGAACGACAAGGUCAUGCAGCGGAACCUGGUCUACUAUCAGUUCCACAGGGACAAGUGGGGCCUCUCAGAUGAGCACUUCCAGCCCAGGCCGGAAGCAGUUCAGUUCUUUAACGUGACUACGCUCCAGAAAGAACUGUACAACUUUGCUGAGGAACACCUAAUGGAUGACGAUGAGGGAGAGGUUGUGGAAUUUGUGGAUGACCUGUUGGAGAUGGAAGAGUCCGGCUAGUCCAGAGCAACAACAGAGACGUCUCUUCUUCCGUGUUCCUUUUGCCUCCAGUGCCUGGGCUGUCAAUACCUCAAAGCGUUCCCUUUGUAAAGUGAAAUGGAAGCCACUGUCUCGCUUACUACACGGAACCAGGGCCAAGUCUGCCUUCCCGGUGUUCACACCUGUCUACCCACAUGCCUUCUCUGUAUGCAUACCUGUCUUCAUGGUUACAUGUCUUCCCAGCCAUCUUCUGCUUGUUCAUUCACACCUGCCUUCCCAUUCACACCUGCCUUCCCAUUCACACCUGCCUUCCCAUUCACACCUGCCUUCCCAUUCACACCUGCCUUCCCAUCAACCCGGCUGUCCUCCCCAUGUCCACAUUUGUCUUUCUUCUGUGGUCUGUUUUGUCUUGUUUU
Molecule: messenger RNA, 1652 nt
Organism: Acomys russatus (golden spiny mouse)
Lineage: Eukaryota; Metazoa; Chordata; Mammalia; Rodentia; Muridae
Gene: Crtap
Product: cartilage associated protein
Exons: 7
Coding region: 58-1257 (399 amino acids)
Biological process (GO): peptidyl-proline hydroxylation to 3-hydroxy-L-proline; collagen fibril organization
Cellular component (GO): endoplasmic reticulum
Molecular function (GO): collagen binding; protein binding
Source: RefSeq, a predicted model, not a curated record